Molecule: messenger RNA, 1454 nt
Organism: Cuscuta campestris
Lineage: Eukaryota; Viridiplantae; Streptophyta; Magnoliopsida; Solanales; Convolvulaceae
Source: the annotation of a GenBank genome assembly
UGUAAAAGAGAUUUUUAUGAAUUAAGCCUAGAGAGCCAAGAUUUGGAAUUUUGUGCCGGUCUUGAUCACAUUAAGACCGACUCAAUACAAUUCUAGUUCUUCGUUCUUGAUUCUGGGUUCUUGGUUCUUAAGUCAUCAUGCCAUGUUCCUUCGCCUUAGUUUUGCUCACUUUAGCUUCGAUAUGUCGCGGCGGUUUGACAUUAUCAAAACCUGUCAUAAACGAACACAGUUUAGACAACUGCAUCAAAAGAAAGAAGUUUACCUACCUUAACACGGUAGGGCAGAGGGAGAAGGAGUCCUUGACUCAAUUCUUGACCCGCUGGAGGGACGAGGUCGACAAGGUAGAAGAGAUGGACGACAAGACGGCCAUGUCUUUGCUGAUGAAUGCCUUCCGGUCGGGUGACCUCUAUACCGAAUUCUGUAGGAGGCCACCUUCCUCUUACCAAGAAGCCUACAAUACGGCAUGGGAGUAUGUCGAGGCGGAGGUCUUGAAUAAGAGCAAGCGGGAAUUGGAGGAAGGUUAUACGAAGGCGAAAACCGAUAAGCCAAAGAAGGAUGACCAGACGGGAGGGUCCAAGCCAAGAGCUACAUAUGACGAGUCCGUCAACCAAAUAAGGGAUGAUAAGAAGGGAGAGCAACCCAAGAGGCCUUGGACGGAGAAGUGGUGUACCUACCACCAAUCUGAUUCCCACAAUACGGCGGAUUGCCGAAAUGUCAAGGCUGUGCUCAAGGAGAUGGCCUUGAAGGGAGAGCUUGGGGAAGGCCACAUCAAAGGCAACGUGGAGGCCAAGGGAGAGAAGAUGCAGAGGUACAGGGACUUGGCAAGAGCACUACUAAAGGACCUAACCGAGUAUGUGAUGGAGCAAAUCCCUAGGGGGGAGAACACCGAUGCUGACUUGUUAUCAAAAUUGACGCAAGCAGCCCCGGAGCAUGUGUCCAAGCUGGCCAGGAUUGAGACGCUAGAGAAAGCCAGCAUUGAUGGGGUUUCUGUUAACGUGAUAGAAGAAGAUGGACAGCCCAAUCCAGAUCGGGUGGAGCCAGAUGAUAUUUGGAUGGAUGACUUGGUCAGGUACUAUAUGACCGGGAAAUUCCCUGAAGAUGAGGAUAGGGUAAGGAAAGUAAAGUUGAGGGCUCCAAGAUUCCAAAUGCUUGAUGGGAGGCUAUACAAAAGGGCAUUUGGCGGUCCGUUGCUGAUAUGCUUGACUAGGGCGGAGGCAGAAAGAGUGAUCACCGAGUUCAUGAGGGUGUUUGCGCAGCCCACCAAAUGUCCAGGACACUCGCGCAAAGGAUCAUUUUGCUAGGUUAUUUUUGGCCUACAAUGAACCAAGAUUGCGAGAGAUAUGUCCAGAGGUGCAAGACCUUCCAGGUGUUCUACAAUUGCAAGUUUCCAGGAAGGCCUGCGACAUACUACCACCCGGUUUCCAAUGUUAUUCCAUUCGCAAGGUUUGGGAUGG